AGAUAACGCAAUAGAGAGUCCUGAUGAGAUGAUACCACAAGCGCGAUAGUGUCCUGAUGAGAUGAUACGAUAACGAUUGGGUUCCUUAAUCACGAUGGUAAACCCAACCAAAAUUUUCUUUGGAAGAAAGAAAGUCAAUGGGAAAUUUCUUAUUGGCCAAGCCACUCGUGAUUCUAUAAAUAAGCCGAGAGGGCUUUUGUUUGGAUCGAAAAAGCUUUUGCGAGAAGGAAUUGCGGAGAGAAACUUAGGGAGGAAGAAAAAGGGGAAACCAUCAAAACCUCAAAAGAUCGUUUCGUGUAGAGUUUUCUCCGAAUUAAUCGUUUGGGAGACUUUGAAUUGUUGAUCUUAUUGUGGGUUAGGGUUUUUUUUUUGUAAUUUUUUCUCGUUUAGGGAUUAAAAAUUUUGUAAUCUAUUCUCGUUGGCCGAAAUUCAUCUCCUUAUUCGACGUCGACGGAAUGGAAUCCAAUCUCGUUAUCAAGGUUAAGUAUGGAGAUACUCUAAGGCGUUUUAAUGCUCGAAUUGAUGAUGCUGAACAGCUGGAUCUUAAUAUGGCUGGACUGAGGGCCAAAAUUAUUGGGCUUUUCAAUUUUCCUGCUGAUGCUGAACUUACUCUUACAUAUAUUGAUGAAGAUGGGGAUGUUGUUACUCUUGUUGAUGAUGAUGAUCUGCGUGAUGUGAUGAGGCAACGUCUUAAGUUCUUGAGGAUUGAUGUGAAGCUGAAUAAUGAUAAGUUUGGUAAACUUUAUACUGGAUCAAGCGGAAGUUCUACUCCCUUAAGAUCCCCAUCUGUACAGCCUCCGUUGGCAAGCUUUAAUACUGGAGCUGCUGAUGUAUUGAAAUCUGUGCCAGAGCCUCUACAUGAUGCUUUAAGUGAAGUUUUCUCAAAGCUGUCCUUUGAUGUUACUUCGAAAGCUGCAUCUGCUAGUCCGGUGCUAGGUGAUCUUGUGGAGUGCUUGUCUAAGAUGGGUCAAUCCUAUCUGAGUCCUGUUUCCCAGUCUGGAGCUGGUGUUAAUACAAACAUACCUGUUCGAACUUCUGAGAGCCCUAGUGCCCCAUCUGCCCCAACUGAUCCCAAUCCUUCAAAGGGUGCUGGCUUACGAGCAGUUUUGCCAAAAUGUACAGCUGAUGACUCAAGUUGCGAGGCUAGCAAGGAAGCCAACAAUGGAAAUGCAACGAGAGGUGUAAAUGUGCCUGCUGCUGUUGAUUUGAAUGUUGAUCCUCCUGCUGAUGUCAACCUGACUGGAUGUGCUACCAUGACCUCUGGAUCAUCUGCGUCAAACGUUUUUGCUUGUAAUGACAAGAAAAACACAAAGGAGAGCAAUAGUCAUAACAAGGGGAAGAGUGUUAGCUUGGAUACAUCAACUCCCCUUGUUGAUACAAGGAAAUAUUAUCCUAUCAGUGGGAUGGGUCCUUCAAAUGAAUGUCCCUUCAGUGGAGUGCCAGUAGCAAACGACCCUGUUGUGCCUCCUUUUUUAUACCAUCCCUUUAGUCCAAGUAAAAGGAGUUCCACUCAUGAAAAUCCCAUGUUUGGUACAUUCCACAAGGGAAUUCAAUGUGAUGGUUGUGGGGUUCUUCCCAUUACUGGACCUCGGUUCAAGUCCAAAGUAACAGACGAUUAUGAUCUCUGCAGCAUCUGCUUUUCCAAAAUGGGAAAUGAAGCUGAUUACAUCCGAAUGGACAGACCUAUGCAUUACCGGCAUCCACGGUGUUUCAGGGCAUCAAAUGAUCAUAUUUCAAGGGCUGGUGGGCCAGCACUCCUGCAUAUCUUGAGGAAUCGUGCAAUGAAGUCAGCUCGGCCUAAGGUAGACAGUCGCUUCAUCUUGGAUGUCAAUGUACUGGAUGGGACUGUAAUGGCUCCAUUUACGCCAUUUACAAAGAUCUGGAGGAUGCGCAAUAAUGGUACUUUGCCCUGGUGUGGCAGAAUGCAACUUGUCUGGAUUGGGGGAGACAAGUUCAGUGAUGCAACCUCAGUUGAGAUAGAGAUUCCUGCUGAUGGUAUACCUGUUGAUGGGGAACUUGAUAUUGCCGUUGAUUUUACUGCACCACAGUUGCCUGGUCGAUAUGUUUCUUACUGGAGGAUGGCAUCUCAAACUGGCAUGAAGUUUGGGCAACGUGUUUGGGUUCUCAUUCAUGUUGAUGCUUCCAUUAAGGAAUCUAUUAGUGAUAACUUCCAGGGCUUGAACUUAAAUUUGCCCCCUGAAAGCAGUGGCCUCAGAGACUCUGAGAUUGUAGAUAUGAAUGUUGAUCUCGUUACAGAGCUUUGCAACUCUAAUGCAGGCACUGAGCCUCUGGAGCCCAUGGUUAAUGACCAGCCAGCAAAGGAGCAUACAGUAAACAAUAGUUUGCUGCUUGACAGUGAUGUCCCAAUGCCUGUUCCUAAAUCUUCAUCUGUGACUUAUCCCAUCAUUGACCAAGGUGUCUUUGUCCCUGUUCACCGGCCGCAUACAUUAUCUUCACCUGCAGCAUAUCCCAACAUUGACCAAGGUGUCUCAUCUCCUGCUUUUCCGCACAUUCCGUCUCCGUCUGUGUCUUAUCCCAUCAUUGAUCUCUUAGAAGCAGCUCCUGCUGGACCCUUUCAAGCACCACCCCCUGCAAUAUGUGUACAAGCACCAUCUCCUGCUAGACCCUCUCAAGCACCAGCCCCUGCAAUAUGUGUACAAGCACCAUCUCCUGCUGGACCCUCUCAAGCACCAGCCCCAGCAAUAUGUGUGCAAGCACCAUCUCCUGCUGGAUCCUCUCAGGCACCAGCCCCAGCAAUAUGUGUACAAGCACCAUCCCCUGCAAUAAGUGUACAAGCACCAUCCCCUGCAAUAAGUGUACAAGCACAAUAUCAGGAGGACAUUGAAAAUGAGUCUGUUGAGCAGACUCUACUUAAGGAACUUGAAGAGAUGGGAUUCAAGCAGGUUGAUUUGAACAAGGAGAUCCUGAGGAUGAAUGAAUAUGAUCUGGAGAAGUCUGUUGACGAUCUUUGUGGGGUAGCUGAGUGGGAUCCAAUCCUUGAGGAGCUGCAGGAAAUGGGUUUCUGUGAUGCGGAAAUGAACAAGAAGCUGCUGAAGAAGAACAAUGGGAGCAUCAAGGGAGUUGUCAUGGAUCUCCUCACUGGUGAAAGGGCUUAAGUGAAGGAUAAUGUUCCUUUCUUAGGGAUAUGCUAUACAUAAAUAAAAUCAACAGUGCUCCCAAACCAUCUCAAGUAGCUGCUUUUAGUUUUCCAGGGGUGUUUAAGUUCUGUAGCAUAUAGGCCCAGAGGGGCUGUUAACAUUUUGCUAUUAUUGUCUGAAACUUAUAAUUAUCUUUAUCCUAUAAAUAUUUUACACCCCUCUUUCUUGAAAAAAGAAAAAAAAAUGGUUCAUUCCUAGCAAUCUUUAGAAUUUAAAACAAUAUUAAAUUCAGAGUAUUCAGUGCAUAAUUAUA
Molecule: messenger RNA, 3411 nt
Organism: Theobroma cacao (cacao)
Lineage: Eukaryota; Viridiplantae; Streptophyta; Magnoliopsida; Malvales; Malvaceae
Gene: NBR1
Product: ubiquitin-associated (UBA)/TS-N domain-containing protein / octicosapeptide/Phox/Bemp1 (PB1) domain-containing protein
Molecular function (GO): zinc ion binding; protein binding
Source: RefSeq, a predicted model, not a curated record